Molecule: messenger RNA, 1384 nt
Organism: Podarcis raffonei (Aeolian wall lizard)
Lineage: Eukaryota; Metazoa; Chordata; Lepidosauria; Squamata; Lacertidae
Product: arylacetamide deacetylase-like 4
Exons: 4
Coding region: 79-1311 (410 amino acids)
Cellular component (GO): membrane
Molecular function (GO): carboxylic ester hydrolase activity
Source: RefSeq, a predicted model, not a curated record
CAUAACAUCAAAUGUUGUCCUAUAAAAGCCAGCGGCAUUAGCUAAGGCGAUGUCCUGAUCUCUGUGCCUCUGAGAGAAAUGGCAUUUGGUGGAAGUCUGUGGACACUGAUAUUAUACAUGACCAUUUUCAUUCAUUUCUUGCUGUUUGCAUGGGGAGCUUAUUAUCGCCUUAUCGGGAUGCAGCUGCCUCGAGGAAUCAGCUGUCGUGGAAAGUUACUACUUCUCGAUUUCUCUGUAGGAUAUGGACUUACACUGGCAGGAAUUCUGGAAAAACUGGGCAUCUGCCAUAGAUUUGCCUUAUUCAGGGCCGCGUGCAUGUUCAUUCCAGUAAUGAGGGACCCAAAGCUGAUCAUAAAGGAUCUGGAUUUUGAUGGAGUGCCAGGGAGGGUGUACUGGCCUAAAACAUCACCUGCUGGGAAAAGGAGAGGAAUCAUCUUUUUUCAUGGAGGUUGUGGACUAUUUGGAAGCAUCCGAACCACUGAAAGGAUCUGCUGUGCCAUCGCCCACCAAACUGACUCAGUGGUUAUGUGUCCUGAAUUUCGCUUAGGUCCUGAGUAUCUAUCUCCAACCGCAGUACAGGACUGCUGUACUGCUGCAAUACACUUUCUGAAGAAUUCAGAGGAAUACGGAGUGGACCCCAGCCGCAUUGCCUUUGCUGGGGAGAGUAGUGGAGGCACAUAUGCUGCAGCCAUUUGUCAAGAACUGGUGACCAGAGAGGACCUCCCAAGAGUGCGAGCUCAGGUCCUCAUAUACCCAUUCCUCCAAGGAAUGGACUUCAAUUUGCCAUCCCAUCAACAAAACCAUUCAGUUCCUCCCUUGUUCCGGAAAAGAGCUGUCAUACUUGGUUUGACAUAUCUCACUGGGAAGACAAUGAAUGUAGAUGGAGUUCUGAAAGGUGCCCAUGUCCCUCCUGAUUUGAGAGAGAAAUACAAAAAAUGGAUAAGUGCUGAUUACAUUCCAGAAGAAUUUAAAGCUAGGGGCUAUGUUCCUGUAGAACCUGCUCCAUUUUCAGAAGAACUUUAUGAACAAGUUAAAAGAGCUGGUGAGACAAUGUUUGCACCCCUUCACGCAGAGGAUGACAUAAUCCGCCAGCUCCCAGAGACUUUCAUUCUAACCUGUGAAUAUGAUAUUCUCCGGGAUGAUGGGCUGUUGUACAAAAAGCGGCUAGAGGACCACGGUGUGCCAGUGACAUGGUAUCAUGUUCAAGAUGGAUUUCAUGGAAUAAUGGCCAUGGCUGGUUUGAAGGCAAUUGAAUAUCCGAGCACACAGAAAUGUUUGCAGAGUGUAAUACAGUUCUUAAAAGGUUUAUAGAAAUGAAUGAUUUUAAUAAAUUAGACUGAGUAAAACUUUGGAUCAGAGUUUUUCUUUUUACUUCAGGAUUGUU